This is a messenger RNA of Trichosporon asahii var. asahii CBS 2479, 303 nucleotides long. RefSeq lists its product as uncharacterized. Lineage: Eukaryota; Fungi; Basidiomycota; Tremellomycetes; Trichosporonales; Trichosporonaceae. Bases 1 to 303 code for a protein of 100 amino acids. The record is from RefSeq and is a predicted model, not a curated record. The transcript has 2 exons.
AUGCCGUCCGAAAAGUACCACGACGCCCAGUCGGGCUAUGUGAAUGACGACCUCGCGCAUGCCGUCCAGGACGUUGUGCAGAUCUCUCGCAACGGCUCGAGCCAGGCCCUGCCGUCCCGGUCCAGGCCAGCAGUCGAGCAGAACCCGUUCGAGGGCGGCGAGCUGGAGGCGUCGGGCCAGGUGCCGUCGUCUCGCCCGAAGUUUAAGAAAAGGUGUAUCGCUAUGAUGGGGUCGCGUGGCUCAGCGCGCAGUGGUCGAAGGGUGGAUGCCAAGAGUUCUCCCGCCUCGCCUCAUGUAUGGUGA